AUGAAGGGGAGAGGUGCUGAAAGAAAUAACCUUGAUGGAGAUAUAGUUCGUGGUUUGCAAGCCUUGCUCGAUCUUCAUAAUGUGUUGGUUAAGUCUUUUAGAAUGGCGAGGGAGAAGGUGAACCAGCACGAAGGUUGCGACUAUGGAGAAUGGAAGGCAGAAGAUACAAAAACUGGUACCACCUCAAACCCACAAAGCAGAUCAUCAGACAGAAACCCAGAUCCACCCACUGACACUAAUAAGGAGCAAGACUCCCCCUCAGACAAGGGAUCAGACAGCUUAAGACUCCUCACAGACAUAGCAGAAAACCAUGUCCUAUGGACACUCAAGGGCCAAAGCAGAGAACAUGGAAAAGAAUUGGAGCUAAAGAAGGCAGACUCCAGAGAAAUAGCUCAGAAGACCUUAAAACCCAGGAUCAAGGAACCAAAAGAGGCAGAAUAG
This is a messenger RNA of Striga asiatica, 441 nucleotides long. The record is from the annotation of a GenBank genome assembly. Lineage: Eukaryota; Viridiplantae; Streptophyta; Magnoliopsida; Lamiales; Orobanchaceae.